This is a messenger RNA of Brassica napus (rape), 3371 nucleotides long. Its product is annotated as protein LONGIFOLIA 1. Bases 713 to 3220 code for a protein of 835 amino acids. Gene Ontology annotation, biological process: regulation of monopolar cell growth. The record is from RefSeq and is a predicted model, not a curated record. Lineage: Eukaryota; Viridiplantae; Streptophyta; Magnoliopsida; Brassicales; Brassicaceae. The transcript has 3 exons.
UAUUUUUAAGUUGGUAACGAGAAGACAGGAGUCACAUGCAGAGGGAGACAUAUCAAAAGCAGAGUUUUAACAAACCACAUCCACCUGCCACCACCCCCAUAUCCUCUCUCUAAUCUUCUCACGUCAUUUCUAUUUCUCUUACUCAUCAGAAAACACACAAGACAAUGUUUUUGUUUUGUACUCUGAGCAGAAACACAGAGUAGAAAACAGAGGAACAUUUGGCAGAGUAUUUCUCUUGUUCCCUCUGCUUGGCUUUAUCUGUUUCUCAGUAUCUGAAAGUGUUUCUGUCUUUUUUUUCUUCUUGGGUUUGUGAGAUUUAUCAGUGACAUUUCCCUGAAUUUUCUUCUGAAGGAUUCCUACACAAAGGACUCUCUUUUGUUCUGUAAUAAACAGAGCUUUUUUUUUGUUGGUGUCGUCGACGAGAUAACUCACGAAAAGGGGAGGGAAUAUAUAAGCAGCUGUAAUUAGCUGGAGGGCAAUGGUGUUCUCACAUUGAGCUUUGCCUAAGGCCAAUUUUAUUGGAAUCUAAAUUUGAUAAAAAGCUUAACUCUUUUGGAACUAUAUGAAAUUAUGUAAGGUGGGUCAUUCUCGUUAUGGUUCCAUGGUGGUUGCUUGUUGAUGGAGAUAUAACGAAACCUUGAAGUUAUUCCAAGACAAAGAAGUGUUAUACUGUAUAGUUCCAGAGCCAAGAAGAUAAAAAGAGUUGCUAUUCAUGGCUGCGAGGCUUUUGCAUACAUUGGCAGAUGAAAACUCUGAUCUACAGAAGAAAAUUGGAUGUAUGAAUGGGAUUUUUCAACUCUUUGAUCGUCACCAUGUUCUCACAAACCGGCGAAAAAGUCUUACUUUAGGUAAUGCACAUGUCAAUAAUAUCAACUUUGAGAGAGACUCUGCAUUACAGGUUCAAGACACCAACAUUAUCAACAGCGGAAAUGCUCAACUAACAAGGGUAUCAACAGAAUCUUCUAGAGUUUCCUUCUCAUCAUCAUGUUCAUCAUCUUCCCCAUUGUCUUCUGACCUCAACAAAGAAACUCAACCUGAGAUUUCACCGUACGACCGAGUCAUUUUCCAAGAAUCUCCAGCGAUGAGCCAAGGAAGCGGGUUGGGACUUGACCUUAGAGAUGUUGUUAGAGACUCCAUGUACAGAGAAGCAAGAGGAAUUUCUGAAGUAUCCAGACACAACAAGAGAAGAGAUGAUUCUCCAAGACCACCCUAUGGUCUGAAACAAUCCACUCCUGUUGAUUUCAAUGAAUCCUGCAAAGCUCUAGCCAAACUCAACACUUCUCAGUAUUAUUACAACGAGGUUGACUUGAAAGAUGCUUCUCGUUACUAUGUUGAUUCUCACAAGAAGAAGUCUAAAUCCAAGAAGAAGGUGAAAGAGUCUCCUAAGCUUUCUUUGGACAGUAGAGACCACCUUGAUCUCAAGUCAGGCAAUAACAAUAAGCUUGUGGAGAGUUUCAGUAGAAGCUCUAGCGUGAACAAACGGCCUCCUAGUGUUGUUGCAAAGCUAAUGGGGUUGGAGACAUUACCUGGUUCUCCACUGAGAAGAGACCAUAAGAGUGAUCCGUUCUCAAGGUCAUUGAGGGAGAAUAGCAUGAACCGGACUAUCCGGUUAUCUCCUAGCUCACCAAGGAAGGACCUGGCUUCUUCUUCUACUACUUCAUCACCAAGAUGGAGAAGCUCUGAGUUUGUAAUGAAACCUUUAUCAAGUUUGAGGUUUCCCAUUGAACCAGCUCCAUGGAAGAAGCAAGCCUGCAGGCCUGUGAAAGCUCUGUUGAAAGAUCUCGAGUUUAAGCAUUCGGUUAAGGAUCUCAGAGCUAUUAAUAAGAUAGUAGAGGCAAUGCAGACAAAAAGUGUCAAGCAGCAAGAAUGCUCAACAAACUCAAGAGGCUUGCAAAGCCAGGUGAUGCCAUCAUCCACUAUGAGAGGAGGACCAAUUGUGAUAAUGAAACCUGCUAGACUUGUUGAGAGAUCUUGUGUUCCUUCAUCAUCUCUGAUUCCCAUUCACAGUCUUAAUAGAGAAGAAGAGUCUGUGAAUGUUAAAAGAAACUCAACUAGUAAGAAGGCUGCAAAAGAUAACAGAAACGUCACUACAAGGAGUGCAGGAGCUGCUAGUCCAAGACUGAGUCAUAUGAAGAAGCAUGAGAAUGAGAAGCGUUCUCGCCCACCACCUAUACCAUCUGAUUCAAGCAAAUCAAGAAGACAAACAAACAAAGAACCUGCUACUUCUCCUGGUGGUAGGCGUAGUAGACAAGGUGGUAGAAAGAGUCAAACUGUAAUAGAGACAGCAAAAACAGUAGUCUCUAACUUAAUGAAGAACGCUAGUGGAGAUGGAUCAUCGGAGCAUCCAAGUCCAGUUUCUGUUCUCAACGCAUCAAUCUACAGAGACAUCAAACCAUCUCAAGCUAGUGAAGGCACCAAGAGUACUGAUCAUGUAACAGGUGGUGAAGAAGACGAGUGGAAUCCAGCUUACAGCUUCUCAAAGACAACAACCACCUUGUCCCCAGAGGUAAACCGGAAGAAGCUUCAGAACGUGGAGCAUUUGGUUCAGAAGCUGAAAAGAUUAAACUCUAGCCACGACGAAGCAAGCCAAGACUACAUUGCAUCGCUAUGCGAGAACAGUGGUGCUGACACUGAUCACAGAUACAUUUCAGAGAUUCUGUUAGCCUCUGGUCUUCUCCUGAGAGACUUAGCCUCAGAGUCAACCACGUUUCAACUCCACUCUUCAGGCCAUCCUAUUAACCCUGAGCUGUUUCUCGUUCUUGAGCAAACUAAAGGAAGCAGUGGUGGCAGCAAUGAGAAGAAGCUCAACCGCAAGCUUGUGUUCGACGCUGUUAAUGAGAUGCUUGUGAAGAAGUUAGCUAUUGUUGAUGCAGAGCCAUGGAUGAAGCGAGGUAAAGGGAUGAAGAGGAGGGUGUUGAGUGCGCAACAGCUCUUGAAAGAGCUGUGUUCAGAGAUAGAAACAGUGCAAAAGGAAGCCAAGAGGAGAUCAGAUAACUUGUUCUUGUUGGGGGAACAAGAAGAGGACUUCUUGAAAUGUAUGUUGGAUGAAGAUAUGGAGAUGCGGUCUGGGAAAUGGACGGAGUUUGAUGAUGUAGUCCCGGGUAUAGUGCUUCACUUGGAGAGGCUUCUCUUCAAGGACCUGGUGAGUGAGGUCGUGCAUGGUGAGAUUGAUCGGCUGCAACCUACUCCAAGCAGACGAGUAGUUAUUACUGAUUCAUAAGCUUGUCUUUUUUGUAUCCUCUGUACUUUAAAGCCAGUAAAUAAAUAAUAUAUAAGUCAAAAGUCAUGUAAACAUUCUACUUAUUUUUGUUCUAUGUUCUUUCUCUUCAAUGUUUGGUGAUAAAUAAAUAAAAGUGCUCGUAUAUCAGCUA